GGCUGGUUGAAGCAGCAGCAGCAGCAGAAGCAGCAGCAGCAGAAGAAGAAGAAGAAGAGGCUCUGUGUUUGUUUGGAUUAGGGGGUUGGGCUGCCUGCUGGUAGGAAACCGCCGCCAGACAUCCAGUUCGUCCCCGGCGGUGCAGCGUUGCUUUCCCGCAGCCUCAGCAGCAUCGACUCCGCAGCGCAGCCUCCAGCCUCACCUGCUCCUCAUCUGCGCCUUUCCUCCGCCUCAGUCCAGACACAAACACUGCAGCACGCAGGGAGACGGACGGACAAGGACGACCGGCUGAGCAGUCUUCAGGGAAAUAAGGGAAUAUAUUGAAGGUCGGUGAAAGAUGGUGAAACUGGGGAGUAAUCUUCAGGACAAAGGGGCCAAACCUGUGAGCGUGGAGGACGGCUUUCAGAAUGUGCCCCUCAUCACUCCUCUGGAUGUUGGCAGCCUGCAGGGCCAAGCACCUGAAAAGGUGGUGGUGAAAACUCGCACGGAGUACCAGACAGAGAAGAAGAGGCUGAAGGUGCCAAAGGUGGAGGAGUUCACCAUCAGCUUCACUGACGGUGUGUCUGAGAGACUGAAGGUGACGAUUCUGAUCAUCCUGGCCCUGGCCUUUCUCGCCUGCAUUGUGUUCCUGGUGGUUUAUAAAGCCUUCACCUACGACCACGCCUGCCCAGAUGGAUUCAUUUAUAAGCACAAACGGUGUAUCCCAGCCUCUCUUGAGGCCUACUACGCUGCCCAGGAUGCCAACUCGAGGGGCCGUUUUUACACAGUGAUCAGCCACUACAGCAUGGCCAAGCAGACCACCUCGCACUCUGUCUCCCCCUGGCUGCCUGGAGGAGCAGGGGGGCAGCAGCGUGACGCUAAACCCCCGGCUGGCGAGGGUCACUGAGUUAGCUGAGCGCUUAAUGGGUGUUGUACACAACUACAAACACAUGCAGACAGAAAACAGAGACAGGAAAAUAUCAAUGCUUACACACACGCACACACACACACACACAUUCACACAUAUGUAGGUAAUAAUUUUUGAAAUAGACAAAAGAGACACAAAACCAGUAUAUAAUGCAGAUAUAGAGAGAAAACAUGCAUGCAGACAAAUCCACACAAAGAACAUGCUAGGUUAUUGUCUGAUUUACAUCGACUUCCCAUUUUUGUGCUCAAUCUAUUAUCAAGGGAAACCAUUGAACCUUUGCUCUCUUGUGAUUAUCAUUGUCUGCUGAUACACACACACACACACACGCACACACACGCACACACACACACACACACACACACACACACACACACACACACAAAGUCUGCUCUCUCAUUACCAUGCCUAUUCCCCACCUCUAGUUUAUGAUUUAUUUAUUGACUGUCAGGUUAUAUUUAUUUUUUAACUGUAAUGUAUUGAUGAUUUUUAUUUCAUUAUCUGACUCAUCUGUAAAAAGACACAACUGAGUGCUGAAAUUCAAGCAUCUUCAUGGUGAGAACCUCUGGGAUAUCCACUCUUUUGUUUUUCUAGUGCAUAUACUGUAGUUACUGUAUAUUUAUCUACAGCCCGCUUGCUUUCUUGCUUAGUUCAGUCACCUCUGUCACACACACACACAUACACAGCCUACUGGAAACAAAAAACUAAACAUGAUCUGGUUUUGCCGUAACACAUUUUCAAACACAACAUCUCACCUUUACUGUCCAAGGAAGCUUCUACGCCCAUUUCCAAAUCCGGAGGUGAUUGAAUGAAUUUUUCCAUCAUGGCUGUUUGAUAGCUUUCAUAACAUGACAUGUGCUGUGCUCUACAUUUGAAAUCCCAUAGUGAACUGUACAUACAAUUGUGCGUUCAAGCUAGUUUUGUGUUUUUGCUCUUGUAGUAGCUUUUAUUAGAAGGUUAUCCUUGCUUUUUUUCACAAAACCUACAGUUUACUUACAUACUGCUUCAGCUGCCAGUCCUGUUGCUCCAUUAAAAACAACAUUGCAGAUGGAAAAGGAAAUACCAGUGCAUAAGACCAUAUCUUGCCAAAACUGUUUGUUUUCAGCUGUGUUUUAAUAUGUUUAUCGAUGGGCUUAAACUGCAGCCAAUCUUUUUUUUUCCCAUCUACUGUUAUUUUUCAAUUUGCAAUGUUGGAUCUGUUGUCAAGAGCGCCUUUAUGGGGUAUUGUGAUGUUGUUAGUUGAUAUGUAGCGAUACUUGAUGUAAUUUGUGCAUCCUUGUUCCUCUCUUCUCUUGGUUUGAAUUCAAAAUAAAACAAGCUGUGACCUGUG
Messenger RNA from Labrus bergylta (ballan wrasse), 2234 nucleotides. It is a transcript of the gene nsg2, whose product is annotated as neuronal vesicle trafficking associated 2. Lineage: Eukaryota; Metazoa; Chordata; Actinopteri; Labriformes; Labridae. Gene Ontology annotation, molecular function: clathrin light chain binding. The record is from RefSeq and is a predicted model, not a curated record. Gene Ontology annotation, cellular component: endosome; membrane. Gene Ontology annotation, biological process: clathrin coat assembly; G protein-coupled dopamine receptor signaling pathway; endosomal transport.